ACAUUUGUCAACAUUAGGAAUAUAACAUAUAAAAUCUCAUUCUGCCAAUAACUCACACUUGCCACUAGCCCCGGUAAGGAACCGAACAAUCACACAGAAAGUCCCAGAUUAACAUCACUGAAGACAUUAUGAAGCUGCUGUUUCUGGCUGCGCUGUUGGCAGUAUGGAUUCCACCGCUGAUAAGUACUGCAUGUAAAACUGUUGUACGUGUCAAGCAAGAAGCGAUGGAGUAUGCUUGCCAGACUCAGCGAAGAUCUUUCCAAAAUGCAUUUGGAAUCAUUCCAAUCCCUUCUGUUAUUCAAAAAAAAGAGGCAGGAAUAUUUGGAAAUAGCGGCAUUUUGGGCUUCGGAAGUUCUGUUGUGGGCAAUGCAAUUAAUCUUGUAGGGAUCAAAAUUCUGGAUGUCCAACUCCCUGAACUGAAUGUGAAGCUUGUACCGAAUGUUGGUGUCCAAGUUUCUGUAGAUACUAAACUUCAAAUCAGUGGGAAUAUAGUCAUUGUAGGAAACAUUGAUAUCAAAGUCGGAGCUGGCGUUAUUGCAGAUGUCACGGUCUCCAGGACAGCCAAUGGUUUUCCGAUACUCGGUGUUUCCGCCUGCAAGUCUAUACUGGGAGAGAUAAAAGUGUCUGCAGGAGGAUUUGGUUUACUUUCUACAGUUGUUGAAGCAAUUAAAGGACACAUACAUGCCGUCCUCAGUGACAGGCUCUGCGUGUCAGUUUCAAAUGUUUUCCUGGGCUUCAAUGCAAACCUCGGCCUGCUGGUUGGCAUUAAUCCCAUUGGUGGUGACCUUGGCUUACAAUACACUUUGCCCAGCUCUCCAGUGGUGAAUGGUGACUACAUGGACAUGAAUAUGAAUGCGGAAUACAUGGUGCAUGAGAAGGUUAUUGAGGUACCAACUGGUGCCAAGGAAUUCACACUCCCACCAGAUGCAGGCAAUAAGGACUCAAUGGUCAACAUGGGCUUUUCAGAGGACUUCUUCAUAUCCCUUUUUACAGCUUUUCAAAGUUCAGGAGCAUUUGACCUGGAAAUCCCAUCAACUUCUGCUUCUAUUGGCAGCUACCUGAGGACAUCUGUUCUAGGAUCCCACAUCCCUGAGAUCAGUUUGAGAUAUCAAAAGUGUCUACCUGUGGAUUUAAAAAUUGUGCUCAGUCAAUCACCAAUUGUCGACUUACAGUCCAACCGGUUAUCAGUACAGAUAUCUCCAUACGUAGAGAUGUUCGUGGUUUUACCCAACAGGCAAAUUCAGCCCCUUAUGACAGUCAGUGUGGGUGCUAACUUAGUUGCCAAGUUGGACGUAGAAGGAGGAAAGCUGAAGACUUCAGUGGCUCUGCAAGGAGACCUCAACAUUGCAAUUACAUCUACUUCUUUUGGAAAAUGCAGCUGUGAUCCAUCAUUACUGAAUGGAUACAUGCGAGCAGUGUUAGAGAAGGCAUACUUGCUUCAGAUAAAUGCUGAGCUGAAUAUGGGAAUAUCUCUACCAUCAUUACCAAAUGUACAACUUGUUCACGAAGCUGUGGAGAUAAAGGAGGAUUAUGCAGUAAUGUCAUGCGAUCUUCAAUAUGUCAAGUAAGCAGCGUCAACAUUCAAUUAUGGACAAGCAGCACAAUACCUAUGAAUAUCUUACAUCAAGUGGAAUUUUUUUUUAAAUAGAUGGAAUAUAAUUCAUGCUUUACAAACAAUAAAACCGUGCAAUACA
Molecule: messenger RNA, 1694 nt
Organism: Pseudophryne corroboree (corroboree frog)
Lineage: Eukaryota; Metazoa; Chordata; Amphibia; Anura; Myobatrachidae
Gene: BPIFB2
Product: BPI fold containing family B member 2
Exons: 16
Coding region: 129-1568 (479 amino acids)
Molecular function (GO): lipid binding
Source: RefSeq, a predicted model, not a curated record